Astyanax mexicanus (Mexican tetra) is the source of this 2181-nucleotide messenger RNA. RefSeq names its product gap junction delta-4 protein. Gene Ontology annotation, cellular component: connexin complex. The coding region runs from base 234 to 1496 and encodes 420 amino acids. NCBI's taxonomy places the organism in Eukaryota, Metazoa, Chordata, Actinopteri, Characiformes, Acestrorhamphidae. The transcript is spliced from 2 exons. The record is from RefSeq and is a predicted model, not a curated record. Gene Ontology annotation, biological process: cell communication.
GAGAACAGUUGUCGUCCUGGAAAGAGCAGGAGUGAGAGAGCGAGAGAGAGGUAAGACAGGAAGCAGCGACAGGAGCUGUGUGCAGGACACCAGACUAGGCCCGUCCAGCUAGCGUUCCCUGCUGGGAUUCUGGAUAAGUUUAAUGGGAUCAGCUUCGGGUCCACAGUAGGAACUAAAUGUGAUUCUGACUAACUUUACGGUGGGCUCUUUUUGGGGAGCCUUAAUCUGAAGCUAUGAGGAGGCCGGGGGCCUCAGAGGUCAUCUUCAUCGCACUCAACUACAACAUCACUAUUGUGGGAAAGGUAUGGCUGGUCCUGAUGGUCUUCUUGCGUAUAUUGAUCUUGUUCUUUGCUGGAUAUCCCCUCUACCAGGAUGAGCAGGACAGAUUUGUGUGCAACACCAUCCAACCUGGCUGUACCAACGUGUGUUAUGAUAUAUUUGCUCCACUGUCUCUGUUCCGCUUCUGGCUGGUCCAACUUACAUUUAUUAGCCUACCUUACAUCAUGUUUAUAGUCUAUGUGAUGCACAAAGUAACGGCGAACCUACCAGUUCAUUCUGAAGCUUCUGAGAAGAUGAUGCAUGGGUCUGUCUACAAGAUCUACAAGGAACCUUUGUGUGAGUCAUCUCUGUCAAAGUCCACUGUUAAGUGUGAGGUUGGAAGGUUGUGUCGUUUCACAGGAGCCUACAUCUUCCAACUUUUGCUCCGGAUCCUUCUGGAAGUUGGUUUCGGGGCUGCAAAUUACUACCUGUUUGGCUUCCAAAUCCCCAAACGUUUCCUGUGCCAACAGAGUCCUUGCACCAUCAUGGUGGACUGCUACAUAUCUAGACCCACUGAGAAAACAAUCAUGCUGAACUUUAUGUUGGGGGCAUCUGCCUUGUCUCUCCUUCUCAACUUUAUUGACCUGAUCUGUGCCAUAAAGAGGUCAGUGAAGCAGAAGAAUAGGAACAAGAAUAGGAUAAUGGUGGAGAAGAUGUAUGAGGAAGAGAGGUACUUUGUAUCUGGAAAUGGAGGUACAAGCUGUGUCAGCCCUGGGCCUCAAGACCUGCUGAGUAGUGCAAGCUUUCGGAAGAGAAUUAGCAAGAGUGCAGAAGAUGGGACUUCUUUACAAUUAGAUGUUGAACCCCACACACCUUUACCUCGAGAAGGAACCCCUCUUGGUAUCAGCCUUGGCAAACCUGGCUCUUUAAAUGGGGACAGUGGUUACACAGUUCCGCAUGAUGGAGUGCUUGAAAGGGAAGGCAGUGAGGUGGCACUGUGUCCAGCUGAACAUUUGGGUACUCCAAGGUCCAUUAGGGUCAGCAAGCGCAAUCGCCUCAAACCACCCCCGCCACCUCGACGGGACAGACCCGCAAGCACAGCGACACUGGACAUCACAGAUGCUACCGCAGUCUCUACAAGGAGAGUAGGACAAUACACACUUGUGGAGUUGAACACAGGAAGUGACCAGCCACCCAGUAGUGGAGAAGGACAGGAUAAGAAAUCUGAAUGGGUUUGAAAGUCCACAGAAAACAGAGGAUUUUCCUCUCUUUUAGGGCAAGAGUGGCCUGUGCCUCCUAAAGGUGGUACAAUACAGUACAAAAACUCACACAAAAACCCAGAAUGUGAAUUUUUUAUUUUUUUUGUUGUGCAGUUGUUUUUUUUCCAAUGGUUCAUGCUUGUAAUACAGAAUGGACCAAUAGAAAUGUUAGAAAUAAUUUGCAAUAAUAUAUAUUUGCAUUGACUUCCUACUGACAGUAAAGAAUGUUUUUUUUGUCUUUUUCCAGUAAACUUGCCAUUUUGAUUGUGUUUUUUGUUUCAUAAAUACAAUAUGCUGUAAUAUACAGAUGACUUAUUACAGUUAUUAUAGAGAUUAUUAAAGUUAUUUCUAUGUCAGAAUGCUAAUACAUUAGUUUGAAUUUUAGUAAGCUCUUUACAAAAUGACAAAAUGAUCGGUACAAUGAAAUACUAACACCUUUGAGCAAAGAAAGGCACCUACAGUGAAUCUACCAAGACAUGUGGCUGUAGCUCUGUGGUAUUUUAUCUGGGUCUGCAGUUGAAUGUUAAGUCUCCUGUCAUUAUAAUACGUUUUACGUCUGCUGGUAGACAUACACAUUCUGUGUUUUAACUUAUCUACUUUACCUACAUCAAGUAGAUGUGUUAAUUUAAUUUUUUUGUUGUCUAAAACAAAUAAAGAAAAACAA